Molecule: messenger RNA, 744 nt
Organism: Pochonia chlamydosporia 170
Lineage: Eukaryota; Fungi; Ascomycota; Sordariomycetes; Hypocreales; Clavicipitaceae
Product: phosphoglycerate mutase family protein
Exons: 4
Coding region: 1-744 (247 amino acids)
Biological process (GO): ribose phosphate biosynthetic process
Molecular function (GO): sedoheptulose-bisphosphatase activity
Source: RefSeq, a predicted model, not a curated record
AUGACAGCGCCUCGAUUGUUCCUCGUCCGCCACGGCGAAACAGAAUGGUCCCUCAGCGGCAAACACACGGGCCGUACCGACAUCCCCCUUACUGCCAAUGGCGAGAAACGAGUCCGCGCAACAGGCAAGGCCCUUGUUGGCCGUGAUCGCCUCAUUGUGCCUCAAAAGCUGGUACACAUCUACGUCUCGCCACGGAAACGGGCCCAACGAACUUUUGAGUUGAUAAAUUUAGGAAUAUCAGGUGAUUUGCCGUGGGAGGCACACGGCGAAAGUACCGAGCAAGGGUUGGAAUGCGAUGCAAAGGUCCAAGUGACAGACGACGUGAGGGAGUGGGACUACGGUGACUACGAGGGCAUCACGUCGCCCGAGAUUCGCAAGAUACGCGCCGACCAGGGCAUACAGGGGACAUGGGAUAUCUGGAAGGACGGAUGUCCUGGCGGCGAGAGCCCGGAACAAAUCACCGAGCGUCUGGACCGCCUGAUUCACGAGAUACGCGAGAAAUGGCACAAACCUGCCAUUGGACAGCCCAAGGACCAGAACGUCCAUGGAGACGUGCUGAUUGUAGCCCAUGGCCAUAUUCUUCGUGCAUUGGCAAUGCGAUGGGCGGGCAAGUCGUUGCAGGACGGGCCUGCCUUUUUGCUGGAGGCUGGUGGCGUAGGCAUCCUGAGUUAUGAGCACCAUAGAUUGGAGGAGCCGGCUAUUUUGUUGGGCGGUGCGUUUGUGGUUGAUGUUGAGGGCAAGUGA